Molecule: messenger RNA, 848 nt
Organism: Mustela erminea (ermine)
Lineage: Eukaryota; Metazoa; Chordata; Mammalia; Carnivora; Mustelidae
Gene: SFTPC
Product: surfactant protein C
Exons: 7
Coding region: 71-736 (221 amino acids)
Biological process (GO): respiratory gaseous exchange by respiratory system
Cellular component (GO): alveolar lamellar body; extracellular region
Source: RefSeq, a predicted model, not a curated record
CUCUCCCUACCAGCACAUAUAAGACCCUAGCUGCACUUGGGAGAUGAGAGGGUAAGGUGCCUGCAGCAAGAUGGAUGUGGGCAGCAAGGAGGUCUUGAUUGAGAACCCGCCGGACUACUCGGCAGCCCCCCAGGGCCGUUUCGGCCUCCCCUGCUUCCCUUCAAGUCUCAAGCGCCUUCUCAUCAUAGUGGUGGUGAUAGUCCUUGUGGUCGUGGUGAUUGUAGGGGCUCUGCUAAUGGGUCUUCACAUGAGCCAGAAACACACUGAGAUGGUCCUAGAGAUGAGCCUUGGGGGGCCGGAAGCCCAGCAGCGCCUGGCCCUGCAGGAGCGUGCGGGCACCACUGCCACCUUCUCCAUUGGCUCCACCGGCAUCGUAGUGUAUGACUAUCAGCGGCUCCUGAUUGCCUAUAAGCCAGCCCCGGGAACCUGUUGCUACAUCAUGAAGAUGGCUCUGGAAAACAUCCCAAGUCUUGAGGCUCUCACUAGAAAGUUCCAGAACUUCCAGCUCUUCUCUGAUGCCAAGCUGCUGGCCUCAGCUGAACCUCACCACCUGGGGGCUUCUGACUCCAGCACCGCCCCCUCUUCACUGGUGAGGAAAGUCAAGCCUGCAGUGUCUACCUCUAAGCUGGGCCAGGAAGAGGGCCACAAUGCUGGCUCAGCAUCCCCUGGGGACCUGGACUUCCUGGGCACCACAGUGAGCACCCUAUGUGGCGAGGUGCCCCUCUACUACAUCUAGGACUCCGCAGGACCUGUGGAAGCCCCAAGUGAAGAGGAAAGAGCCAUGCGCUAAGGCUCUUCUGCAGAGAGGCAGAAAGCUGCUCCUACCCACACCACAGACCCUGGAGCUG